AUGCAUUUCACGCUCCUUACUACAGGUCUCGCAGGCUUGUUGGUUAUUCCAGAGGUGUCUGCCCACUUGCGUGUGUACAGAUGCAGCGGUGAUUACCCAAAAUAUGGUGUUCAUUUCUCCGAUGGCCUUCAUUUCGAUCACGGUCUUGCAAGAAAUGGCAAGGCUGACCCAAUCCCCUAUCAGAUGGAUGUGUCUGCUUUCUCGAGCCCCGUGAUUCCAUCAUCAUGGGAAUCUCCGUACAAGAAUCAACCCCGCAAGUACCUAGAAACAGGUUGCGGAAGCAGUAUGAAUAGAAUCACGCACUACUGGAAAAAACAACCACAGCACUUCACACCUUAUGGUGAACAUCACCAUCUUGCGUGGAAACAUAGAAUGAUACACUUUUACGAGAGGCCGGUCGAUUCCAACACCCUUCACGAUACUAAGGGUGCAAUUCUCGCAGCCGCAAAUAAAAACAGGAUCUUGAAGGUUACUCCUGGCGGCUGGUUGGAGUUCGUUUAUUAUCAGGUCAAUGAUGAUGGCGCUGGCCCCUUUAGAUGCCGAUACGAUGAAACCGGCACGGGAACAAAAUUCGGACCAUGGAUGGCUAAUAUCGGAAGGCCGGAUAUCAAUGGCGAUCACAGCGUCAACUAUAAGGGAAAUGGUUGGGAUCACGGAUUUAAGGUCCCUAUUCCCAAGAAUAUAAAAUGUUCAGCCACGUAUGGGGCUUAUAAGAACGUCUGCGUAUUGCGCUGUGAAAACUUUGCGAAGAAUGGUCCAUUCGGAGCCUGCAUUCCUUUCCAGGUUAUCUAUCCAACUCCUCCUUCACCACCAAAGACCUCGCCGAAGCCACCACCACCAAGGCCAACGCUGCCACCACCAAGGCCAACAAACCCAGCGAAUCCAAACUCCCCAAGACCAUUAACGACGACGACUACACCUAAGACAACAACGACAACGCCACCCCCACCCCCACCGACAACUACACCUCCUAGCAAACCCGUUGAUGUCAAGGAGCCAGAGCCCGAGCCAGUAUAUGGUGAUCCAGGAUAUGACGUUGAUGAUAAUUAUGACGAGGGCGCAUCGAAGUAUAACAAGCAGCGCAAGUGCGACAUUGAUGGGAAGGUUGAGAGGCGAGUGGCUGUCGCUGAGCUUGAUGAUGCAGAACCAGAAGAGUAA
Molecule: messenger RNA, 1158 nt
Organism: Orbilia oligospora ATCC 24927
Lineage: Eukaryota; Fungi; Ascomycota; Orbiliomycetes; Orbiliales; Orbiliaceae
Exons: 4
Coding region: 1-1158 (385 amino acids)
Source: RefSeq, a predicted model, not a curated record